GCUAACAUUGCCUGCCUGCUACGAGUUUUUGCCGCUGGUAGGCCAAAAAGCCGUAACUACACGUGCACCAUCCCUGUCCACGCCGCGAGCGCGCCGGCUGCACGCCUUUUUGCGGAGCGAGCUCGCAUUCGUGCGCCGUCGCCGAGCACCGCACUUGCACCCUCGCCGAGCGCAGAGGCGAAGACCGCGCGCUAUCGCCGCGGCGACACCACGUAGCCGCAGCGCAGCGAUCGCCGCCGCGACCGCAACCGCCACUCAUGGCGACGCCCGUCGUGCAGCGGUUACUGGACGCGCUCGAGUACCCGUUCCCAUUCGCGGGCGACGCCGCCGCCGUCGCGAAGCUCGUGAGCUGGGUGGAAGACCGGAAGAUCCGGUUGUGGGAGAUCGAGCAGCGUAAGCCCUUGAGAACGGCUGGUGUCGAGUUCGACGCCGCUUUUCAAAGCUAUCUGCAAGAGCUCGAGUGCCCCGUGUUACAACCGUCGCAAGCGCUGGUCUGGUUGUUGCACGAAGCCGUCAAAUGCGAGCUCGAGGACGAGGCGGCGAAGCCGCAGCAGGCUGACGUCGACGAAAGCCGCGUGUCGAAGCUCUGUGCAUCAUUGGGCGCCGACGACCUCACGAGUGCCUGUGCACGAGUCGCGGCGAAGAAUGGAAAUGGAGACCCGAAGGACGCGCUGCGCCUCUUCUACGUGUCGGACCUGCGCAAGCUCCAGGACGGCAUCAAUUCUGUGCUCGUGAAAGGGCAGAACUUCGUGGCCAACCCGAAGACGAACGCUGCCCUAGGGAAAGUAGGUCGAUAAAAACACAGUCAUUA
Messenger RNA from Pelagomonas calceolata, 811 nucleotides. NCBI's taxonomy places the organism in Eukaryota, Pelagophyceae, Pelagomonadales, Pelagomonadaceae. The record is from the annotation of a GenBank genome assembly.